Diorhabda sublineata is the source of this 7544-nucleotide messenger RNA. It is a transcript of the gene dbo, whose product is annotated as kelch-like protein diablo. The record is from RefSeq and is a predicted model, not a curated record. Bases 238 to 1986 code for a protein of 582 amino acids. Gene Ontology annotation, molecular function: protein binding. The transcript is spliced from 8 exons. Lineage: Eukaryota; Metazoa; Arthropoda; Insecta; Coleoptera; Chrysomelidae.
UGUCAACUAUUGUCAACAUAGAAGGAUAUCGAAAUUGUUGUUUUGCAGCAAUUUUUAAUUAUUUUAUUAGUAAUUUAAGCUUAAGAAUAUUGAUUUCUAUAAAAAUAAUAUUAAAGUCGCGAGUCGACAAUUGCUUUGACUCUGUCCACUAAGUGUGUAAAGAUAGAUACUGUGUGGGGUUGGGCGUCUCCGCCCUUGCGAUUACAACUGGCAGGACACAUUAGAAGCUCUUGUAGAAUGGGCGAAACUACGGGAGGUGAACGUCCCCCAUCACCAGCCCGUUUGUCCCAUACCUCGGAAAAACACGCAAAAAACGUUCUAACAGAGUUAAAUUUACUACGAAGACAUAGAGAACUCUGUGAUGUUGUAUUUAACGUCGGUUCAAGAAAAAUAUUCGCUCAUAGAGUUUUAUUAAGCGCUUGCAGUCCUUAUUUUAGAGCUAUGUUUACUGGAGAGCUAAUAGAAUCCAAACAAACCGAAAUAGCGAUAAGGGAUAUAGACGAAGUUGCGAUGGAUUUGUUAGUUGAUUUCUGCUAUACUUCUCAUAUCGUUGUAGAGGAAUCAAAUGUGCAAAUUUUAUUGCCAGCAGCAUGUUUAUUACAGUUAACCGAAAUUCAAGAUAUUUGUUGCGAAUUUUUAAAAAGACAGUUAGAUCCCUCGAAUUGUUUGGGUAUUAGAGCUUUCGCCGACACACAUUCCUGCAGGGAAUUACUCAGAAUAGCGGAUAAAUUCAUCCAACACAAUUUCCAAGAAGUCAUCGAAUCCGAGGAAUUUUUUUUACUGCCGGUUAAACAAUUAGAAGAUAUAAUCGCCAGCGAUGAAUUGAAUUCUCGCGGAGAAGAACAAGUAUACACUUCGGUUAUGUCUUGGGUGAAGUAUAAUUUAGCCGAAAGGAGACAGUACCUCCACCAAGUAAUGGAACACGUCCGAAUGCCUUUGUUUAGUCCGAAAUUUCUAGUCGGUACCGUCGGUUCUGAUUUACUAAUCAGAUCUAAUGAACGUUGUAGAGAUUUAGUGGACGAAGCCAAAAAUUAUCUUCUGCUUCCACAAGAACGACCUCUGAUGCAAGGACCAAGAACUAGACCGAGGAGACCGACAACGAGGGGGGAGGUGUUGUUCGCCGUCGGGGGUUGGUGUAGCGGUGACGCGAUAUCUUCAGUGGAAAAAUUCGAUCCCCAAACUAUGGAAUGGAAAAUGGUGGCUCCGAUGAGUAAAAGGAGGUGCGGCGUCGGCGUCGCCGUAUUGAACGAUCUACUGUUCGCCGUCGGGGGACACGAUGGCCAAAGUUACCUAAACAGCAUCGAGAGAUACGAUCCGCAAACUGAUCAAUGGUCGUGCGACGUUGCCCCGACAACUUCUUGUAGGACCAGCGUGGGGGUGGCCGUGCUGGAUAAUUUGCUGUACGCCGUCGGCGGACAGGACGGCGUACAAUGUUUAAAUCACGUUGAACGAUUCGAUCCGAAGGAUAAUAAAUGGACGAAAGUAGCCCCGAUGACGACUAGGCGAUUGGGAGUGGCGGUAGCGGUACUCGGUGGUUACUUGUACGCCAUCGGAGGCUCGGAUGGACAAUCGCCUUUGAAUACAGUCGAACGUUACGAUCCUCGAAAUAAUAAAUGGACGUUAGUGAGUCCGAUGUCGACUAGACGCAAACAUUUGGGUUGCGCGGUGUUUAAUAAUUUAAUUUAUGCGGUCGGGGGUCGCGACGAUUGUAUGGAGCUGAGUAGUGCCGAAAGGUACAAUCCAUUAACGAAUUCUUGGAGUCCGAUCGUCGCUAUGACAUCUAGAAGAAGCGGGGUCGGAUUGGCUGUUGUAAACGGUCAAUUGUACGCCGUCGGUGGUUUCGACGGUACUGCCUAUUUAAAAACCAUCGAAUUUUACGAUACGGAACAAAACCAAUGGAGAUUGUGCGGCUCGAUGAAUUAUAGACGUUUAGGUGGUGGAGUUGGAGUAAUGAGGAUGCCGCAAACUGAAAAUCGGAUUUGGUAGCAAAUACUUUAUGUCGUUUAAACGGCGUUUUAUCAAAUCUACACAAUGUGAUCUAAAAAUUAACCGGAAGGAUAAAAAUAAACGACGGAUCGAUAUUUAUUUCACAUUUAUAUAUAUAUAUACGAUUCUAUACAACCCCUCGGUUGUCGUUGUUUCUUUUUUCGAUUGAAAUUCGCGUUUGAUUGAUUUUUAUAAAAAAAUUUUAUGCCAAUUGGUUCGGUUAGUUUGGGAUCACGUUGUAUAAUGUUGAGAAAAAAAGCUAUCCUCGAAAAAUUUCUACUAGAAUUUAAAAUCACAGAAGUUGAAAUGGAUCGAGUUUGUUUGUUCACUCAUUACGAUGUAUGGAAAUGAAAUGUUGUAUUAUAUGGAAAAAAAAUCGAGACUUGAAGAUAUAUUAAGAGUUUUUCCAAGUGGAAACGGGGACAGAACGUUCCUAAAGGACUAAAAACACUAGUUUAUUGGCAUUUUUAUCACCAAAGGCAUAAUUUCUUCAAAAAUUCUCUGACUAAGUGAAAAAUGGCGUUUUUUCGAGUAAAAGUGAGGUUAGAAAGUCAACAGACGUAAGUUGGUAACAAUUUCUCUGGUUUAGGACGUUAUGAUGGUUCCCCGAGUCACAGAUUGUACCCAAAAACACUAAUCUAUUGGAAUUCGUAUCACCAAGGGUGUAAUUUCUUCAAAAAUUCUCUGACUAAGUGAAAAAUGGCGUUUUUUCGAGUAAAAGUGAGGUUAGAAAGUCAACAGACGUAAGUUGGUAACAAUUUCUCUGGUUUAGGACGUUAUGAUGGUUCCCCGAGUCACAGAUUGUACCCAAAAACACUAAUCUAUUGGAAUUCGUAUCACCAAGGGUGUAAUUUCUUCAAAAAUUCUCUGACUAAGUGAAAAAUGGCGUUUUUUCGAGUAAAAGUGAGGUUAGAAAGUCAACAGACGUAAGUUGAUUAGAAAUUCUCUGGUUUAGGACGUUAUAAUGGUUCUCCAAGUCACAGAUUGUACCCAAAAACACUAAUCUAUUGGAAUUCGUAUCACCAAGGGUGUAAUUUCUUCAAAAAUUCUCUGACUAAGUGAAAAAUGGCGUUUUUUCGAGUAAAAGUGAGGUUAGAAAGUCAACAGACGUAAGUUGGUAAGAAUUUCUCUGGUUUAGGACGUUAUGAUGGUUCCCCGAGUCACAGAUUGUACCCAAAAACACUAAUCUAUUGGAAUUCGUAUCACCAAGGGUGUAAUUUCUUCAAAAAUUCUCUGACUAAGUGAAAAAUGGCGUUUUUUCGAGUAAAAGUGAGGUUAGAAAGUCAACAGACGUAAGUUGGUAAGAAUUUCUCUGGUUUAGGACGUUAUGAUGGUUCCCCGAGUCACAGAUUGUACCCAAAAACACUAAUCUAUUGGAAUUCGUAUCACCAAGGGUGUAAUUUCUUCAAAAAUUCUCUGACUAAGUGAAAAAUGGCGUUUUUUCGAGUAAAAGUGAGGUUAGAAAGUCAACAGACGUAAGUUGGUAAGAAUUUCUCUGGUUUAGGACGUUAUAAUGGUUCUCCAAGUCACAGAUUGUACCCAAAAACACUAAUCUAUUGGAAUUCGUAUCACCAAGGGUGUAAUUUCUUCAAAAAUUCUCUGACUAAGUGAAAAAUGGCGUUUUUUCGAGUAAAAGUGAGGUUAGAAAGUCAACAGACGUAAGUUGGUAAGAAUUUCUCUGGUUUAGGACGUUAUGAUGGUUCCCCGAGUCACAGAUUGUACCCAAAAACACUAAUCUAUUGGAAUUCGUAUCACCAAGGGUGUAAUUUCUUCAAAAAUUCUCUGACUAAGUGAAAAAUGGCGUUUUUUCGAGUAAAAGUGAGGUUAGAAAGUCAACAGACGUAAGUUGAUUAGAAAUUCUCUGGUUUAGGACGUUAUAAUGGUUCUCCAAGUCACAGAUUGUACCCAAAAACACUAAUCUAUUGGAAUUCGUAUCACCAAGGGUGUAAUUUCUUCAAAAAUUCUCUGACUAAGUGAAAAAUGGCGUUUUUUCGAGUAAAAGUGAGGUUAGAAAGUCAACAGACGUAAGUUGGUAAGAAUUUCUCUGGUUUAGGACGUUAUGAUGGUUCCCCGAGUCACAGAUUGUACCCAAAAACACUAAUCUAUUGGAAUUCGUAUCACCAAGGGUGUAAUUUCUUCAAAAAUUCUCUGACUAAGUGAAAAAUGGCGUUUUUUCGAGUAAAAGUGAGGUUAGAAAGUCAACAGACGUAAGUUGAUUAGAAAUUCUCUGGUUUAGGACGUUAUAAUGGUUCUCCAAGUCACAGAUUGUACCCAAAAACACUAAUCUAUUGGAAUUCGUAUCACCAAGGGUGUAAUUUCUUCAAAAAUUCUCUGACUAAGUGAAAAAUGGCGUUUUUUCGAGUAAAAGUGAGGUUAGAAAGUCAACAGACGUAAGUUGGUAAGAAUUUCUCUGGUUUAGGACGUUAUGAUGGUUCCCCGAGUCACAGAUUGUACCCAAAAACACUAAUCUAUUGGAAUUCGUAUCACCAAGGGUGUAAUUUCUUCAAAAAUUCUCUGACUAAGUGAAAAAUGGCGUUUUUUCGAGUAAAAGUGAGGUUAGAAAGUCAACAGACGUAAGUUGGUAAGAAUUUCUCUGGUUUAGGACGUUAUAAUGGUUCUCCAAGUCACAGAUUGUACCCAAAAACACUAAUCUAUUGGAAUUCGUAUCACCAAGGGUGUAAUUUCUUCAAAAAUUCUCUGACUAAGUGAAAAAUGGCGUUUUUUCGAGUAAAAGUGAGGUUAGAAAGUCAACAGACGUAAGUUGGUAAGAAUUUCUCUGGUUUAGGACGUUAUGAUGGUUCCCCGAGUCACAGAUUGUACCCAAAAACACUAAUCUAUUGGAAUUCGUAUCACCAAGGGUGUAAUUUCUUCAAAAAUUCUCUGACUAAGUGAAAAAUGGCGUUUUUUCGAGUAAAAGUGAGGUUAGAAAGUCAACAGACGUAAGUUGAUUAGAAAUUCUCUGGUUUAGGACGUUAUAAUGGUUCUCCAAGUCACAGAUUGUACCCAAAAACACUAAUCUAUUGGAAUUCGUAUCACCAAGGGUGUAAUUUCUUCAAAAAUUCUCUGACUAAGUGAAAAAUGGCGUUUUUUCGAGUAAAAGUGAGGUUAGAAAGUCAACAGACGUAAGUUGGUAAGAAUUUCUCUGGUUUAGGACGUUAUGAUGGUUCCCCGAGUCACAGAUUGUACCCAAAAACACUAAUCUAUUGGAAUUCGUAUCACCAAGGGUGUAAUUUCUUCAAAAAUUCUCUGACUAAGUGAAAAAUGGCGUUUUUUCGAGUAAAAGUGAGGUUAGAAAGUCAACAGACGUAAGUUGGUUAGAAAUUCUCUGGUUUAGGACGUUAUAAUGGUUCUCCAAGUCACAGAUUGUACCCAAAAACACUAAUCUAUUGGAAUUCGUAUCACCAAGGGUGUAAUUUCUUCAAAAAUUCUCUGACUAAGUGAAAAAUGGCGUUUUUUCGAGUAAAAGUGAGGUUAGAAAGUCAACAGACGUAAGUUGGUAAGAAUUUCUCUGGUUUAGGACGUUAUAAUGGUUCUCCAAGUCACAGAUUGUACCCAAAAACACUAAUCUAUUGGAAUUCGUAUCACCAAGGGUGUAAUUUCUUCAAAAAUUCUCUGACUAAGUGAAAAAUGGCGUUUUUUCGAGUAAAAGUGAGGUUAGAAAGUCAACAGACGUAAGUUGGUUAGAAUUUCUGUGGUUUAGGAUGUUAUAAUGGUUCUCCAAGUCACAGAUUGUACCCAAAAACACUAAUCUAUUGGAAUUCGUAUCACCAAGGGUGUAAUUUCUUCAAAAAUUCUCUGACUAAGUGAAAAAUGGCGUUUUUUCGAGUAAAAGUGAGGUUAGAAAGUCAACAGACGUAAGUUGGUAAGAAUUUCUCUGGUUUAGGACGUUAUGAUGGUUCUCCAAGUCACAGAUUGUACCCAAAAACACUAUUCUAUUGGAAUUCGCAUCACCAAGGGUGUAAUUUCUUCAAAAAUUCUCUGACUAAGUGAAAAAUGGCGUUUUUUCGAGUAAAAGUGAGGUUAGAAAGUCAACAGACGUAAGUUGGUUAGAAUUUCUGUGGUUUAGGAUGUUAUGAUGGUUCUCCAAGUUACAGAUUGUACCCAAAAACACUAAUCUAUUGGAAUUCGUAUCACCAAGGGUAAAAUUUCUUCAAAAAUUCCCCGGUUAAGUAAAUUGCGAUGUUUCCUCAAGCGAAAAUACGGUUAAACGAUACCCAAAGUUGUGGAAACACAAUUAUAUCGGAAUCCUUAUCAAUAGGGACACAAUUUCUUGAAAAAAUUUCUUCUUUAAUCGAAACCUAAUAGUAACACGCCACCCCACGCCACGUUCCGAAUAUAAUUUUCCAUUUAAUUCAAUCGUCUGCGUACACACUCAGUAUAUUACACGCCACGCCACUACACGCCACGUAUCGAAUAUGUUUUUCCAUUUAAUUCAAUAUUUUGCGUACACACUCAGUCCACUACACGCCACGCCACGCCACGUAUCGAAUAUAUUUUACCAUUUUCCAUGAUGUUUCCUCAUAAGUACAUUUCCUUUUCGGGAAAUUUGAAGAAAUUAUUCACCGAAUGCACUUUUACAUGUCAAAGUAUGUGAAAUUAAUAAAGAAAUGUAAUAAUUGGACACAUUAUAGAUGUCAUGAAAAUAUCUAUAUACGCGAGUUGAUUUUAGGGAAAAAAAAGUUUUGUAGAUAUUAAUCGGAAGUGUUAUUGACUGCUGUAAUUUUAUAUAAUGGUAAAUAGUAUAAUUAUUAUAUAAAAAAAAAUGUUAUCGAUAUUUAUAUAUAUGCAGUAGACCCUAUUUAUAACGACAUUAAAAGCACCUGACGAUUUCGUCGUUGUUAAAAAAGAAUAUCAACGAAAACUAUAUUAAAAAUGCUGCACAGCUCACUUAUAACAUGCAACACUUGAUACAUGACAUAAAACACUUGAUAUAAGGCAUAGAACACUUGACAGGUGACAUAAAACACUUGACAGAUGACAUAAAGCUUACAGCAAACCAAACAAACUUUUGCAAAUCCAUCGUUAUAAAAAGAGACUACCGUAUUUGUUUUCCUUUUUUUUGUACCAUAAGUUUUGAAAUUCUAUUUAAAUAAAACUAAUUCGGCCCUAAUAACAAUGGGAAAGUUAUAAAUUUUAAAAUAAAUUAAGUGUGUAAGAUCGGCUAAGGUGGUAUUUUUUUCUUCGAGUUGUCAUUACUGCUUCUUCUUCUAAUAUCUUAAUCUUGCUAUGUAAUUGAUUAUUGUAGUGUUUAUACAAAUGAUUCUCCUAUACAAUUCAUUCGACGGCAUAGUCCGAACAUUUUCAUAUAUAUUUGGAAAAACUAAACACACUGUAUAUAAAAUUUCGUCAUUCAACCUGGAUAAUUGUUAAUCGAAUCGUUGGUGUGUUUAAACGUUUAGAAAUUGUGUGAAUUUUUAAUGGAAAAGUCAUUGGAAACCCAUUGUUUUGUCUAAAUUUUAUUAUUUAAACAUUUCGUCAAAUAUGAUGUUAAUAAAUUUGAUUCCGAUAUAAUUUAAAUUUUCUUAUAUGUUUUUUUAUGUUUAUUUAUUUAAAUAUAC